Molecule: messenger RNA, 1332 nt
Organism: Colletotrichum karsti
Lineage: Eukaryota; Fungi; Ascomycota; Sordariomycetes; Glomerellales; Glomerellaceae
Product: brix domain-containing protein
Exons: 2
Coding region: 1-1332 (443 amino acids)
Biological process (GO): rRNA processing; ribosomal large subunit assembly
Cellular component (GO): preribosome, large subunit precursor
Molecular function (GO): rRNA binding
Source: RefSeq, a predicted model, not a curated record
AUGGCCAAACCCAGGCAGAAGAAGAGAACGCAUGUCGGCGCUAACAAUCCCCAAAGGCGGGCCGAGAACAAUGCCGUCAGAAGCCCCAAGUCUUUCGUGGUGAGAAUCGGCGCCGGAUUGGUGGGCUCUUCAGUCUCUCAGCUGGCUGCCGAUAUCCGUCGUGUUCUGGAGCCCAACACCGCCUCCAAGCUCAAGGAACGCCGCGCAAACAGACUCAAAGAUUACAUCGUCAUGACCGGCCCCCUGGGCGUGACCCAUCUUGUUCUGUUGUCUCGCUCCGAGAGCGGCAACGUCAACCUGCGCCUCGCACUUACGCCCCGCGGUCCGACCUUCAACUUCCGAGUCGAAAAGUACUCUCUGUCCAAGGAUGUCCAGAAGGCGCAAAGACGACCCAAGGGAAGCGCAAAGGAACAACUCGCUCCACCAUUGCUGGUCAUGAACAACUUCCACUCUCCAGACUCCGAUGCGAAAUCCAAAGUUCCGAAACACCUCGAAUCUCUCGCGACUUCCGUCUUCCAAUCUCUGAUUCCUCCCAUCAACCCCACAGCGACGCCUCUCAAGAACAUCCGUCGAGUCUUGCUCCUGAACCGCGAACAAGAUCCCGAGAACGAGGGCUCCUUCAUCCUCAACUUCAGACACUAUGCCAUCACAACACGUGCCACGGGUAUCUCCAGACCCCUUCGAAGGCUCGACAGAGCCGAAAAGCUGCUGGCUUCCAAGGUCGGCAAGAAAGGCGGCGUGCCAAACCUGGGCAAGCUCGAGGAUAUCGCCGACUUCAUGAUCGGCGGCGAGGAUGGCGAGGGCUAUAUGACGGAUGCCACAAGCGGCAGCGAGGUCGACACGGAUGCCGAAAUCGAGGUUCUGGAGCCGGCAGCCAAGAAGAUUGCGAAGCAGCGCGCAGCCCCUGUGGAGGACGAAGCUGCCGACGACGCCGAUGCUGUCGAGAAACGCGCCGUCAAGUUGGUUGAGCUCGGCCCCCGCAUGCGCCUGCGCUUGACCAAGGUUGAAGAGGGUUUGUGUUCUGGCAAGGUCAUGUGGCACGAGUAUGUGCACAAAACGAAGGAAGAGGUGAAGGAGUUGGAAAAACGCUGGGAGAAGAGGAAUCAGGAGAAGGAGGCCCGGCGGAAACAGCAGAGGGAGAACGUCGAGAAGAAGAAGAAGGCCAAGGCCGAUCGAGGUGAUGCGGAAGGAGACGACAGCGACGUAGACAUGGACUACGACGAUGAGUUCGACAGCGAGGGCCUGGCGGGUGACGCAGAGUACCAGGCCAAUGAGGAAAUGGAGGAUGCCGGCGAGUGGGAGGAUGAAGAGGAAGAGAUUGCGAACGAGUGA